GGCGCUAAUUCUAUACCCGUGGUUCUCCAAAGAUAAAGUAGAGAAAAAGAAGAAGAAGAAGACUUAAACCAUCAGGCCCCUGUUGUGAUCAGCAGUUCGCUGUUCCGCGCGCGCAGAGUUGCUGGAGGAGAGAAAGAGGAGUUGCUCUAUUGUAAGGGCUCUAACACUUUUUCACACUGUAUAAACACGGAAAGGCUAAACGUGGCUUAAUGUGCUAAAACCACAACACUGAACGUGAUGAUGCUCAUGGAGCUGAUGUUAUGGAAUUGAGGAGCCCAGUCCGGCUCCUGGACAUACAGCACCCUGCAGAGUUUCGCUCCAAGCUCCAGGAAAAAAAUCGCUUCUUGCUGCAAGUCGUCUACUGCUCCUAGUGUUUUGUUUAUUUAUUCCUACAAAAGUACAUUCCAUCAGGAGGACUACAUAAAACUUCUGAAAUCAAGGCUUUCAAGAUUCAAAAUUUCCAAGUUCUCCGCAAACAGCCUCUGGUCCUCUACAACAUAACACGUUUCUCUGACUAAUGGAGGAAAACACAGACAAAAAGAGAACUCACUAUUGCCUGGACUGUGGGAAGAGUUUUACUCUACAGAGUAAUCUUCAACGACACAAACUUGUUCACACAGGAGAGAAACCGUAUCGCUGCACAGAGUGUGGGAUAGGAUUUACUCAACAGACUCAUCUCCAAAGACACCAACUGAUCCACACAGGAGAGAAGCCGUAUGCCUGCUCAGAAUGUGGGAAGAGUUUUACUCAAAAACAUAGUCUCCAAGUCCACCAGCGCAUCCACACAGGAGAGAAACCGUAUCACUGUUCAGAGUGUGGGAAGAGUUUUAAUCGACAGAGUCAUCUCCAAGCACACCAGCACGUUCACACAGGAGAGAAACUGUAUCGCUGCUCAGAGUGUGGAAUGAGUUUUAGUCAACAGAAUAAUGUACGACUACAUCAGCGCAUUCACAGAGGAGAGAAACCGUAUCAAUGUUCAGAGUGUUGGAAGAGUUUUGGAGAUAUUGGUACUCUAAACAAACACCAGCGCAUUCACACAGGAGAGAAACCGUAUCACUGCUCUGAGUGUGGAAAGAGUUUUAGUCAACAGAGUAAUCUCCGACUACACCAGCGUAUUCAUACAGGAGAGAAACCGUAUCAUUGCUCAAAAUGUGGGAAGAGUUUUAAUCGACAGAGUCAUCUCCAAACACACCAGCGUGUUCACGCAGGAGAGAAACCAUUUCACUGCUCAGAGUGUGGAAAGAGUUUUACUCAAAAACAUACUCUCCAAAUCCACCAACGUGUUCACACUGGAGAGAAACCGUAUCAUUGCUCAGGAACUCACUAUUGCCUGGACUGUGGGAAGAGUUUUCCUCAACAGAGUAAUCUUCAGCGACAUAAAUUCACUCACACAGGAGAGAAACCGUAUCGCUGCACAGAGUGUGGGAUAGGAUUUACUCAACAGACUCAUCUCCAGAGACACCAACUGAUCCACACAGGAGAGAAGCCGUAUGCCUGCUCAGAAUGUGGGAAGAGUUUUACUCAAAAAAAUAGUCUCCAAGUCCACCAGCGCAUCCACACAGGAGAGAAGCCGUAUCGCUGCACAGAGUGUGGGAAGAGUUUUAAUCGACAGAGUCAUCUCCAAGCACACCAGCACGUUCACACAGGAGAGAAACUGUAUCACUGCUCCGAGUGUGAGAAGAGUUUUGGAGAUGUUCGUACUCUAAAAAAUCACCAGCGCAUUCACACAGCAGAAAAACUGUAUCACUGCUCAGAGUGUGGAACAAAUUUUAAGAGACAGAGUCAUUUCCGACUACACCAGUGCGUUCACACAGGGGAGAAAUCAUAUCACUGUUCAGAGUGUGGAAAGACAUUUCUUCGUCCAAGGAGUCUCCAAAUACAUCAGCGCAUUCAUACUGGAGAGAAACCAUAUCACUGUCCAGAGUGUGACAAGACAUUUCAUCAUCCGAGUAUCCUCCAAUCACACCGGCGCAUUCACAGCGGAGAGAAGCCGUAUCAGUGUUCAGAGUGCGGGAGGAACUUUAAUCAGCAGAGUAAUCUCCAAAGACACAAACUCAUUCACAGAGGACAGAAACCAUAUCACUGCUCAGAGUGUGGGAAGAGUUUUACUCAAAAAAACAAUCUCCAAGUCCACCAGCACGUCCACACAAAGGUUAAACUGUAUCACUGCUCAGAGUGUGGGAAGAGUUUUAAACGACAGUAUACUCUCCAACUACACCAGCGCAUGCACACAGGGGAGAAACCAUAUCACUGCCCAGAGUGUGGGAAGAGUUUCGGAGAUACAGGCACUCUAAAAAAGCACAAGCGCAUUCACACAGGAGAGAAACCGUAUCAGUGUUCAGAGUGUGGGAAGACCUUUAGUGAUCCGAGCAGUGCCAAAUCACACCAGCGCAUCCACACUGGAGAGAAACCAUAUUCCUGCUCACAGUGCGGGAAGACAUUUAGUCAUCCGAGUACUCUCAAAGCACACCAACGCAUCCACACCGGAGAGAAGCCGUACCACUGCUCAGAGUGUGAGCGGAGCUUUACGCAUUUGAAGUCUAUGAAGAUACACAAGUGCACUAAGAAGAAAACCAAAGCGAUUGAUGCAUGAGUGUCAAAUUAGAAAACAUUAAUUAUAUAAUAGGGCUGGCGCAAACUAGUAAGUUGAAGCAGGGCCAUGAUACGGCAGUGGUAAAACUGCAGUGAAGAGGCAGAAGGAGAGAACAGAAAUCAGUUUUCCUGCUAAUCACAAAGCCUAAAGUACUGAGUGUGGAUGUACUACAUGAAAUUCCACUGCAGUCUGUGUAGGACUUUACAGGAAUACAGUCUCGUGAAGGCAGAUGGGACCACAAACAGCAGUUUCUCCAUUAGCAAGAAUGUUUCUGAGUCUAUUCUCUCUAAAGAGAUUAUCACUCACAGUUACAGAGUUACCUCGUUCUCUCAGCUGUAAGAGAGUUCUUCAGUCUGAAGGAUGUUUUCAUUUGCCGAUACAGAGGUUAGCCUGUUCCCAGCUGAGAGAAAGUUCAUCACAAAGGGCGUUUUAACUCUCAGCUCCAGAGGUUAGUUUGUCACCAGCUGAAACAGUUUGAGUUUAAAGGACAUUCUCACCACCGCAGAGGUUCGCUUGUUGCUGGUUGAGAGAAAACCUCUGAGUGUGAAGCACGUUUUCACUCACUGCUAUGGAGAUCAGGCUGUUGCUGGCAGAGAGGAAGUUUCUCAGUCCCAAAGAGUUAAUUUUACAGAGACGUCUAACCUUUAUUUCUGUAGGGUCACAAAUGCAGGAGCAUUAUAUGGUUGCUGAUCCUGUCUCUUCUUUGGUGAUAUUUCCCACCUCACUGUUAGUUGAAUAAACAUACUGACUUGGGUUUAAUUUGUUUUUUGAGUUUAGAGGGCAUCAUUUCUACGACACCUUGUAUUUAAAUUAGAUAAUAAUCUUUUUGUGAUUAUCAUUGUUGGAGGACUUUUGUGAUCAUGCAUCCUGUAUGCUGUGCUGAAUGCUUUAUUCCAUAUAAACAUGUUGGAUGUUACAUUAAUUAAGAUUGAUCUCUGCCUUAUUUAGAAAUUUUAGAGAGUACUUUUGGAUCUGUGUGUGUUUCUCUUGGUUUCUGAACAUCACAGUGCAUAGAGGGUGAUGGUUCUUGAGAACAUUGCUGUGAUUGAGAUAAGGACUUGUUUAUGUCCAUCUCUAGUGACUGCUGAGCACAGAGGUGGAUUACUAACCAGGCCAGUGUCCAUGGGCCUCUAACAACUCGAGGGGGCUCAAAUAUUUGGGACAGUAGAGAAGUGAAUAGACAGUGAACGUCCAAAUUACUGAAUAAGUGAAACACAUAGUAAGUCGAUUUAGUGAUUUUGGUCUGUCCAGAAUCACUAAAACCACUGUAAAACCACUGUAAGUCGCUCUGGAUAAGAGAUUCUGAUAAAUGCUGUAAAUGUAACUGUACAUUAAAAAAUGUCCUUAAAGUUUUAUAUUAUUGUGAACUUGAUAAAGACUAUCUUAUUGAUUAUUUCAGCAUUAUUUUAUUUUAGGUGAUCUGUUGUGAUCAGCAAAACAUUCAGUACUGUAUAAUUUCAUUUAAUCUUGUGUGAAUCUCUGAGUUAUGUAUGUGUGUAACUACUGUACCUAUGGAGUUUUGAGCUAAAUCAAGAACUGCUCAGCAUGUUUGUUCAGCCAUGACAACAUGUCAUGUCUCUUUCUGUGAAAUACUCUGAGCUCCUAAACCCAGAGUUCUCACCUCUAGGUGAGAGUAAAGUACCGCCCACGCUGUCCCUAAUAAAGUUAUCAACUUAUUUACACUUACAAAAUCAACAGAACAUGUAAUUUAACUAGGCCGUUCAGACUUCUGCAUAGAACUCUUAUCUGCUGUUUCUCAUUUUGAGAUUGUUAUAAGAAUAUUAUAAGGGCCUGUGUUGUACAGUUUUCUUAUCUACUUAUACAUUUGUUUGGUUUUAUCAACCUAAAGCAGUAAUAAUUAAUUUCUACAUGAUUGUUUUCUGAUCCCUCAUCUCUUGAAAUCAAACAGGCUGUUUUUGUUGUUGUGUAUUUAAGACUGAUUUACGGAAAUGAUCUCUGUUCUGAAUGGCUGCCUUGUUGAAAUAGUGAUUCUGUCUGCAACAUUACUUAGCGUAAAUGGGCGGGGCUAAACUACAGUAGACUGAAUGGACUAUACUGAACUAUAUGUGGAUGUAAAUUUUAGUGUUUUUCAUGACAUCACCAAAACACUAAAUUCACAACAGGCUGUUGUUGCAUUUCAUUUCCAGACAGACAGACAAAAUUUUACUGAUCCCGCGGGGAAAUUGCAUGUAUAGACUGGGGUCUGAACAGUUCUUUGAAACUCUUUGAAAAAUAUUUACAUACUACAUUAAUGUCUGUUUAAAAAAUAGCUACUAUAUUUUUGUUUGAUAAUUUGGUUUUCCAUGAUUAUUUGAACUACAACCCAUUUCUAGUAUUUUUACUUGUUCUAAAGAAUUUUAUUGAAGAAAUGGGCUUGAAAAGGGAAAAAUUUGCUGCCAAUAGGGUGAGGUUAUAACCUAAUAACUAAAUAAAUAAAUAUUAGAUUAUAUAAUAAACAAAAUGGGACACUGACUUCAUUAUGAUUAUGAUAUCAUAAGCAUUUAAUAAACAUUUCAUUGAUAAUCUCGAAGUCUGAACGUCAGGUCUUGGCAAAGUUUAGGCUCCAGCUGCAUGCAGUGGCAUUCUGUUCUUCUAAUUAUCAGUAUUAGUAAUAAUAAUAUUAAGCUGGUGGCAGAAAGUGCACAUAAUAUACCUGUUAACUGCUGGUAAAUUCUGGGCAUCUGGGCAGAUUAACAUGUUCACCACCCUGCAAAUAAUGCAAAACUGAACUGAUGGCUUUCCUGAUUCUCCAGUUUGUAGCUGUUCUUCUAUUUCAUUUAGACUCAGAUACUGUUCAACUUCCACAAACCCUUUAUGAUGACGAUCUCUUCUAGUAAAUGGAUAUUAAAUAUUGAAAGAAGACGAAGUUUCAAAUAAGUCAUUUAAAAUCAUGUUUAAUGAUGUCUUUCAUUAUGUAUCAUAUAAUUAUAUUUUAUGAUCAUUUAGUGAACAUGAAGUUAGAAAGUAGUGGAAAAGACUAGAUUAAUUUUCCAACUCUUCACAAAGUGAAACUAACUCAUUAAGGUUUUAAACAAUGUUUACCAUUCAAAUAUAUUUUUAAAAAGUAGCUUUGAUGUUAACAGCUGUAUGUUUUGUGAAAAAUGACACAUCUGAUCAUCUGUUCUAUUUUUGUGCUUAGUUUUGUGAUGAAAUAAUUCAACAGUAAUCAUGUUGUAUUUGGAAUAUUAAUAAAGGAUGAAAAGUUAAGAAUGUGUUGUCAGUAUUUUGUAUCUUUGCCUCUGGUAAAGUCCAAAAGUCCAAAUGUACGAAAUCCCGGACUGAAAAAACAAAUAUUCAACUUCCGCUGCGUUCUGUGGUUGCUAUGGUGAUGUGAAGCGCUUCUCAACUGGCCAAU
Messenger RNA from Colossoma macropomum (tambaqui), 5948 nucleotides. RefSeq names its product zinc finger protein 239-like. The transcript has 3 exons. The coding region runs from base 518 to 2593 and encodes 691 amino acids. Lineage: Eukaryota; Metazoa; Chordata; Actinopteri; Characiformes; Serrasalmidae. Gene Ontology annotation, cellular component: nucleus. Gene Ontology annotation, molecular function: RNA polymerase II cis-regulatory region sequence-specific DNA binding; DNA-binding transcription factor activity, RNA polymerase II-specific. Gene Ontology annotation, biological process: central nervous system development; regulation of transcription by RNA polymerase II. The record is from RefSeq and is a predicted model, not a curated record.